Alligator mississippiensis (American alligator) is the source of this 8589-nucleotide messenger RNA. RefSeq names its product TLC domain-containing protein 5. Gene Ontology annotation, cellular component: membrane. The coding region runs from base 4660 to 5397 and encodes 245 amino acids. The transcript is spliced from 3 exons. The record is from RefSeq and is a predicted model, not a curated record. Lineage: Eukaryota; Metazoa; Chordata; Crocodylia; Alligatoridae.
GGCGGCCGCGCUCCCCGCCCGGGCCCCCGCACCCGGCCCCGGGGUUGCACGGGGACCCCCUUCCCCUUCCUCCACCAGGCCCGGGGUUGCAUGCAGACCCUCCUUCCAGGCCCAAGGGUUGCAUGCAGACCCUCCCUCCAGGCCCAAGGGUUGCAUGCAGACCCUCCCUCCCUUCCUCCAGGCCCAAGGGUUGCAUGCACAUCUCCCUUCCAGGCCCUGGGGUUGCAUGCAGAUUUCCCCUCCAGGCCCUGGGCUGCAUGCAGACCCUCCCUCCAAGCCCCAGAGUUGCACGGGGACCCCCUCCUCCAGGCUCCGGGGUUGUAUUAGACCUCUUCUCCAGGCCCUAGGGUUGCACGCCUCCCCCCCCUGCCAUGGGCUGCACGCAGACCCUCCCUCCAAGCACCGGAGUUGCAUAAGGACAACCCCUCACCCUUUUUCCAGGCCCUGGGUUGCAUGCAGAACUCCCCCUCCCCCCCUUUCCAGGCCCUGGGGUUACACGGGGACCCCCUCUCCAAGCCCCUGGCUGUAGGGACUUAUCCCCUUCUCUCCAGAGGCGUGGGGCACACAGGCAUCUCCCUCCAGACAUGGCCCUGACCCCUCCAGGCACAUGGGCACCUCAUGUCUGGCCUGGCAGGAGCUGGGGGGGACACAAGGGUCUGGGGCAUUGGGUGAGAAAAGGUCCCUGGGCACAACUGGUUGCUCCCUCCCUGCACCGGGAAGAGAUUUAAGGGCUCUAGGUACCUGCUGGCUGGCCCCCUGUAACCCGGUCCAUGCCUGCCUGGGUGCAGAGCACAUGGGUCCUGUGCGUGCAGCACUAUGCCCCCUUUCAAGCCUCCUCUCUUGGCCGGGACCAGCCACCCAGGCCUCGACUGUGCUAGGAGGAGAAGGGUUGUCCAGCUCUGAUUUCUGCAGAGGGAAGAGCCCCAGGGAGGAUUUCCUAGGCUGCAGCAUCCUGCCCAGCCGCCUUUCCCCGCUCGGGGCAGCUGCAGGCAUGUAGGAAGCCGGUGAGCCUUGGCACCCAGGCUGGAAACAGGCUUGACAGGUCCCGGCUGGAAAAGCUGGAACUGCCUUCCCAUCUGCUCACCUCAUCCCUCUGCGUUGCAUCACACCCUUGGUCUCCACUGUGGCUCCAACAUCCCACCCCACUCCCCAGAAGAGAAACAGGGGCAGCUCAGUGUGGGGACUGGUGUUGGUGGCUGUGCGGUGCUUCGUGCUUGGGCCCAAUGCAGAACGAACCAAAGGGUACCCAGAGACAGUCAGGAGUGCUGGGGGCCUUGCUGUGAUAUGGGUCAUUGCAAAGAAGACCCUUUUUUGGAUGAGGCGCUAGGCUGGGACUCCAGCGCUGGAUGAGGUGCUAGGCUGUAGGGUGGGCAUAGCAGCAUUUUCUGUGUCAGAUUGCUCUCCUGUUAUUUUAAACUCCGGGGUCGGGAACUCGGUUACAUGUGUUGGUUUGGAGCAGGGUACAAUAGAACCCUUGAAGUACUUGUUAUGUGUCUGCAGCAUUACAACAGAAGAGUGACCCGGUGGUUUUACGUCCUUUGCAGGGGACAUCCCCCUUCUUCUCGGCCUUGAAUGACCUGCUGUAGUUAGAGGGUGAAGGCCUGUCCCUCGCACUGUGGGCAGGCUGACUCCUCCUAGAGUCUACAAAUGCCUCCAAAUGUGAGGAUCUCAGCUACGCAAUUUAUGGUACCGGGGGAUGGCUGUCAGGCUUUCUGUCUAGCUUGGCCUUUUGGCUGGGGCAAGCAAGACUAGGGGACAUCUGGGUUUGAGGCUUGCUCAUAGGAUGCCUGCCAUGGAUCUGGGAGUAUAUAAAGCCCCAGGUUGAUGAGUGUAGGAAGGAAGAUACUUGCCGGUGCUUGUGCCACACAGAUUUGAACAAUUGAGCUCUGAGAAUUCGGAACGGAUUUGGCUGAUUUGGCCCAAGACACGGAAUUAAAAAAAAUCUAGGGACAGAUUAAAUUGGUGAUCCCACAUAUCUUGUCUGCCUGGAAACAGGUGUGAUCUCAGUCUGUAACUUGAAUAAUGGCUGUAUCAUAUAGUCAUGGGAAUCUUUUCGCCUUUUCAAAGCAUGGGACGUCAAGGAGAAGUCUGCCCAGGCAGGCAAGGCCAAUAAUUAAAAAUACUGUAUGAACCAUUCAUUCUGUAUCCAUGUCGGCUAUCGCAGCUUAUGCCACUGAUGGAUUUCUUUUGUCAUGCUAUCGUUCAUUUUCCCUUACCCAGCUGACUUGUACACAUCUGUAUUCUUGAGCCCCCAAAUCAAAGCAGUUACCCAAAGCCUUGCCUCAUUUGCUCCUCCUGCAUCCCUGUCUCCAUUAAAACUGUGUGGGUCAGCUCUGGUGGCACCUGCAAUGGGACAAACAGGAAUCUGGGGGCUUGUGAAUGCUAUGCUGGUGUUGAGUCUUGUUUGCUGCAUGCCGCUUCGUCUGCCUUCCCAACCUCGGGCAGGGAUCCAGAAUAAUGGUCCCUAGCUCUCAACCAGACCAAUUGCCAUGUUGAUAUUAUGGUGUUAGAAACACAGAUCUCAAUGUGUAUCAAAACCUUCUGUGUAAUACUUAUUGAGCAUGCAGAAAUGCAUAUUAACAGACUUCAGCUUAGAUUCCUGCAAGUAGCAUUAUGAACAUAUAGGAAAUGUAAAUAUUAUGGCAAUAUAGCUCAUAAGCAACAGGCACAAACAAUUGCAGCAGGUUAGUUCGUAGACACUGUUGCACUGAAGUUUACACUGAGUGUUUCUAGCAGUUUGUCCAACUGUUACUGUUUGAAAGAGAGAUUCUGCUUGUAUCACAAGGGGGGACCUAUAGAAAUGAUCAGGCUGGUAAGAGAAACUUACUCUUAAAUUUGCUGCCUGAAGAGAAGUGCAGGCAGGUAAUGCAGGCCCUGCUGAAGGAAAUCACCUGUCAGAGUUCUGGGCAACUUGACAGUUUAGGAGGGAUUAGAGGAAUUAUCUAGCUCAGCAACAUUUGCAACCCUUUUGCACCCCUGACUCAUUAAAAAGGCUGCAAAACUCACUCUGUGUCCCAGAAUCUAGGGGUUGCAAAAGAGUUUUAGACCUUAAUCACGGGAUGAAAUGAUGCAAGUUUUGGGGAAAAUGGUGCUGGGGGCGGUUAAGCAGAGGGGUAAGGGGAGGCUACCACUUAUUAUGCCAUCUUUACUUGCUUUAUCAUUGCUUCAUCCUUCUUAAUACUCCGUGGUGUUUGUCAUCAGCCUGUUUUUAUCAUACACUUGGAUUGUGAGCUGUCUGGGGGCAGGCUCUGUCCUCGUUUCCUUGUCUCUCCAGCCCCGUAGCACACUGGUGCUCUGAUGGGGGUCUCUUGACAUCAUUGUGAGGCAAAUUUGGGGUGGAGGGUGGGGAAAGGAGGGGGCAGAGGUAAAAUAAAUUCUUAAUUGAUCUUCCCAGAGCGCACCAUUGAGUUACAUUGUCCUUUCUUAUAUUAGGAAAGGACAAUGCUUUUUGCUUACUACUCCACAGCUUACACUGCCCAGCAGUGUCCUCUGAUUUUUGCAUGCGGGGCUUUUAAAGUGUCUGUAAGAAAGUUUUGAAAGUUUUAAGCUGUCCCAGAAAUGCCUUAGGUUCACAAAGCUGAACUUCAGUAGUGGUAGGAGGAAAAUAAGGCUCAAGUCUAAAGCAGCAAAGGAGAACCUGGAGGUUUUUAGAGGAGAUCUGGAUCUAAAUGAAGAGUUGGGAAGGGGAAGGGGACUGCUGCAGCUGGCAGGGACCGUGGAGAAGGCUGUCGUGGAGGAGGUGGAAGAUCCAGCACUGCUUGAGCCAGCUGAGGUGGGGAGCAGAGAGGAUUGAUGUGAGGUGGUGGAUUUUCAGAAGAUAAGGAGCAGUUUUGGAUUGGGCCUUGGCAUGAAGAAAGAGCCAGUUGCCAGAGAUGUGGCAAUAUGCUCAGGUAAGCAUUUGUGUGGGGUGGUUUAAUCAGAGAUGAUCCUGCCUUGACAACUUCCUGAGGUCUCUUCUAGCUCCAUUUUUCUAUGAGCCUUUUUCUAUGUGAGAAAGGAGGGUAGGGGCUGGAGGCCAGAUGGAAGAGCAUGGAGGAGGCCCUGGGGAAUAAAGGGUGCAAUGGUCAGGCUGGAAGAAGAUGACAGACACCGGCAAGGACUUGACAUCCCCUGGCGACAGGCAUCACAGGCUCUGCAGAGGCAUCAGGAUGUUUGCUUAAUGUUGCCGACUUUGUUGCAUGCAGAAUAGUUCAUUUCUCAGCAGGGGAAGAGUCAAGACAGUGCCCAGCAGGAACAGUGUCACCAAGCAGGUUAGGUGUGGGCACAUUGUAAGGUGUGGGAAGAGAAGGAAGACUGAGGCUCAGGGAUGACUCUCUGGGAGCCAGGUCAUGUAGCUGGCCCAAAACACAGCAGCUUGCCUCUGAGAACUCUUCUGUCUGGUAGCUGCUGACCCAACGACGGGUCCAUUUCCAAGGUCUGCUCUUGAAAGAGCCAUCAGGGCUAGGACUUAGCUUUCCAGGGGACCAUCCCUCACCGUACUCUUCACCACAUCACUCAUACGCAUCCCAUACGGUGAGCUGGCUUGUCUCCGCAGGCUCCUACAACUGGAAACCGAGGCAAAGGGCUGUACAGGCGUUACGAUGUGUACUCUAACCCAGCGUUUGGACUGAUGUGUUGUGUAAGCAGCGUGGCUCCAAUGUAGGCAGAGAGGAGGGAAGGAUGAUCUCCUCCAUGCCCCUGCGUGUGGCCGGCAGCCUGGUGGCUUGGCUGUCCCUCUAUGCCUGGUUCUGUCACCGGUACAAGCGCCGUAGUUAUGAGUGGAGCUGUCGCCUAGUCACGCUGACCCACGGUCUCCUCGCCACCUGCCUCUCUGCCUACAUCGGUUUCAUUGAUGGCCCCUGGCCUUUGACACACCCAGGGUCACCAAAUACAACCCUCCAGGUCCAUGUGCUGUGUCUCAGCCUCGGCUACUUCCUCUUCGACCUGGGCUGGUGUGUAUACUUCCAGACGGAGGGUGCCCUCAUGUUGGCCCAUCACACGGUGAGCAUCCUGGGCAUCACCGUGUCUCUGGCGCUUGGCGAGUCGGCCACCGAGGUCAACGCUGUCAUCUUCGGCAGCGAGAUCACCAACCCGCUCUUGCAGGCCCGCUGGUUCCUGCGGGAGAUGGGCUGCUACCACAGUUUCACGGGGGAUGUGGUGGACUUCGUCUUCGUGCUCCUCUUCACGGGUGUUCGGAUCGGGGUGGGGGCCUGGAUGCUGUACUGCGAGCUCGCGUCUCCCAAGCCCCAGUGGUUCAUUAAAAUGGGAGGUGUGAUCAUGUAUGUCGUCUCCUGGAUCUUCAUGGUCAGCAUCUGCCGUUUUGCCAGGAGGAAAACCAUGAAGAAGUACCACACCUGGAGGAGCCGGAGGAGCGAAGAACUGCACUCAAAAGCCAAUGGACACCUGAAGUGCCACUAGCCAGGCACCACGGUGGCCCUUCGAGGUCAUGAUCUGACAGGAAGAGCAUUAAAGCCUGGCAAUGAAAGGCUGAUCUCAGGAGAUGGGCCAACCUGUGGUGGAGAUAACCGAGCCAAAUCCAUCCCUGCUGUAACUCUAUCAAGGCCUCUGGAGAGAUGCCACGGAGGCAACGGGUCUGGGGCACUGGGACUGGAAGCACUUGGCUCAGUGCUGUUCUGUAUGUGUGUAGACAUAUAGCCGGGCGUCGAGGAAGGGCUUAGUUUUCAGGCAGAAGCAGUUGCCAGUCCAGCCGCACAGGUGUAAAUAGCAGUAUUAGUGGUGAACUUCUUCAGCACUGAGCUCACCUUAAGGGCUGAUAAGUAGCACUAGAUCUCAGGGUCCAGCGUGCUGCCCAAGAGAGACACCUGGGGGGACUCUGGCAGGGCGGGGUGACUGGGAGUCCUGGCUCCUCCACCUUCUCAGUUCGGAGUCACUAACCUCUCCCCCCACUUCUCUUCCCCUCCGAACUGGGGGUGAUGAAGCUAAUCUACCUGUAAAAAGCACUUUUGGAUCCUUAGAUGAGAGGUGCUGUCUAUUUAUUUACUACCCUUGUGUUUCCUGCGGUGUCCGAGCCAGUGCAUAAGUCCCAGCGGCAGGACGCUUGAAGGACAGUUUGUUUUUUCAUGGUUACUUUAAACUAAUUUAAUAAUUUUUAUUUAUUUUUGUCUCCUAGUAGGACCCAGAGACUCCCGUUAGAAUCAGGGCUUGACUAUGCUAGGAGCUGUUCAGACGCACUGAUGCAAAGCGCUUACGGUGUUUCCUUCCCCACUUCCUCUGGCAGUUUAGAAACAAAAAAUCAUGUACAACCUGCUCCUGUUUCACAGAGAUGGGCCGUUCCACUGGCAGUCUGCAGAGCUGGGACCUGAUCCUGAGCUGGGUUCCCCGGGUGUAAAUAGGGUGCUGUCUUCAGUGGAGUCGGCCUGGAUCUGACCCAGCAUCUUUGAAGCCAGAACCAGGCUCCCCCUGUGGCUGUCAGACUGGGCUGCCCUGCAGAUUGGACCAGGGGAAGGGAUUUGUCAAAAUGGAAACUUCUUACCCCAGGGCCCGCAGGAAGGUUUCCUUGUUGGGGUUUCUGCCCAGUCCACUCCAUCCCCUCAGAAGAGGCAGUAAGCUGGCAUUGAGGGCCCUUGUUGGGCCCUACUGGUGUUCGAGUCUGGCCAGACAAUGGACUUGAACCUGGGUUUCCUGCAUCUCUAGUGAAUGCAUUACAGGGAAUCCAUGUCUGUCUCCCAGUCUGUCCUGCCAGAGCUCUUCUGCUAGCAUCACUCAUUGGGCCAGAGAGAGAGAGAGAGAGAGACUCUGUAGCUAGAUGCGUAGUGAUGUUGGAGACCCAAGUGCAAAUCCCGAUUGCAGUAAAUGCCAAGUGGACUUGCUGUAGCAGGAGGACAUGGGAGAGACCCUCCUUUGUAUAAGCAGCAGACGGAUGGUGCUGCUCUGACAGGUGUGCGCCUAGGCUGAUUUGCACAAAGUAAGCCCUUGGGCCUGGGCUGGUCCCUCACAUCUUGGGGUAGGGGCUAUGACCACGAUCAGCGUUUUUUUCUGAGGAUGGGUCACUGAUGUAUUGAAGGGGCCAGUUCAUCCUGAGGUGGAAUGGGUGAAAAAAUUCCCCAAGGCUGCUAAAGCCAUUUGAGGCAGGGACGUGGUGCUGCAUCCAGCCUGUGUGGCUGGCUGCAGCAUCUUCCUCUGCUCAUAGAUUCAUUGAUUGUAAGGCCAGAAGGGAGCUCGGAAGAUCAUCAGGUCCAGCCCCUUGCACCAAGCGGGUCAUGCUCUGCUCAUGCACCAUUGUUCAUUGAUCGCUGAAUGCCUUCAAGCACAGCUUGUUUUUUUGUUUUCAAUCCUGGGCUUUUGUGUUCAGAUUCCUCUGGCUUGAACCUGGACAGGACCUUUCCGUUCAGCUGCCAGUGGUGCUCAGUGGAGCCCAACAACAGAAGAGCAAAUUGCCACCUGUUGGUUCAAGCGAGCUGGGUGGACAGAAAGGGGAAAACCCUUUUGCACAGUGCAGCAUUAUGUGUUCAAGCUGGAAAGGAGAGAGAUGAUUAGCACAGGGGGUUAGGAAGGUUGCCUGAGUUAUGCUUCCAACUCUGCCUCUGGCUUUGGGUAGGUUGUGGUACCUCUUUGCCUCAGUUUACCCAUCUGUAAAACAGGGCUAUUGACCUACCUCAUGGGGUGUUCUCAUUAGCAAAGCACUUUCCCCACCUUUUGUUAUGGGCUUGUAGAAUCAGUUGGGCAGGGCUGUUAAAUGCAGAGUAUUGUUGCUGUGAUUUGAACCCGUCUCAUCAUGGUGUAAGCUAUGGACUGGGAUUAGAACUAGACUCUCUGACUUUGAUAUAUUGCUUCUCAGCUUCUGGCUUACUCUGGGCAUGGAAGUGCGGGUCAUGAGAUGCUACUGAACAGUGUGUGCAGGAGGGACCAGCUGCUGUGGGGAACUGGAGAUAUCCCUUGGGGCCAGUCCUGCAGUAUGCUUUCAGGCAGCAUUCCCAGUUUGAAAGGAAAAGGAAAGGGUCAGGGGAGGGAGGUGUUGGCCAUGUUAAUCCAAAGCAGACCUGAUCCAAUUUUCAAAGGUGCUUGUGUGCAUUUGCAUGCACAAGUAUUGCCAUUGCAGCUGGCCAAGGAAGCUUGGGAGUGCAGCUGAAGUCCAUGCAGGUGCUAGUUAGCUGUGCCACUUACAUGAGCUGUUGCUUGCUUGGAAAUAUAUACGCUUCCUUGGCCACAGGGUUCGUUUCCUUGUGCUAACGAAAAGCCAAAGGAGAUCUUGUUGCAGAUUGCAGAGCUGCUGCUGAGAACAUGAAACAAGGGUGCUGGAAGGAAAGGCAUCGCUAGCAAUGGCUUUGGACAUGGGGGCCAGCAAGCCUUCCUGAGACAAGGUGUUGUCACACUGGCGAUGGGCACCAGUACAGAUCAAGUCCCAGAGAACACAAAGGUACGUUGCCAGUGGAGGUGGGGAGAUGCCAUCCUAAAUUCUGUUGAGCCUGAGAGAGAACCCAUAACAUCUGCAAGCAGCAGGAAUGGGGAACCGUGGGACUCGUCGAAAGGGGACCAUGAAAUACUAACCUGUGUUGGAAUUACUGUGUAAUAAUUAUUAACGUUCCACCUGUGAAUGGUGUAGAUGCUUUGUAUUAUGUUUUAUAAAAUAAAGAUACUUUAACUAUACAA